AUGGUAAUUGCAAGACCAGACGUUAACCUUUUUCAUGAAGUAGCAAAACUUCCUUCUGAAGUUGUUGCUAUAAUUCUUGGUUAUUUACCAAACUGUAUGUUACCAGAGUUAUUAUAUUUCUCACCUAUUAAAAAGAUCGUAGCUUCGACAAUUCUAUCAAAUGUACAUAUAACCGAAAUUUUCGAGAAACACGAAGGUAGUGAUGUGCCAGGUGUUGGAUACUCCGAAUGCGACUGCAAUAUGUUCAGAAUCACACUUGAAAAUUUGAAGAAAGGCAUUGACAAGUGGAACAUAUAUCCAAAAACCAUCAAGACGGAAUUCACAGAUCUGUUUGAAAUUGGUUGGGAUGUGUUCUCUAAACUUUUAACAAAGGCACUGAGUAUUUAUGGCUUUUUUGUGGGGACUUCGAACUAUCCUCCUGAAGAAUUGUUUGAACUCUUGAUGGAUUCCAAUGUUAAGUUUGAAUCCCUACAUUUGAUGUAUUUUCUCACUCCAGUCAAAUUACCCCCCGUCGCUACAAGUGUUACAUUACAUCAAAUUAAAUUGGAUACUUAUGUAAUUCCCGGUGUAAAACAAUUGAUUUUGCGUACUAAAUCUAUUAAUCAAGAAAGAACUAACUUUACCUUUUCCCCUGAUUUGGAGGAUUUGAGAAUUGAAGCUGGCCUGAAGAUGUAUGUGAAUUUACCUCCAAAUUUACAGGAACUAUAUAUUUCAUCUACAAAAACGGUAAAUUUCAGAUCUGAAGAAAUGCUCAAAUUAAAGCAUUUAGAGCUUCAGUUACCAACUAUUCAAUCAUUUGAGGAAACUGGGAUUAGAGCUCCAAAUUUGGAAAAGUUGGUUUUGAGUACUUGUGAAGAGUUGGAUUGUUUUGAUAAUUUGAAACAGUUUCAGCAUUUGAAACAUUUGGUUUUGAACAAUUGUACAUACCCGACUAAUUUGCUUAAGCAAAAAUCCUUUCCUAUGCUAGAAAGUUUCCAAUACAGUGGAACGUAUUUUCCGAACUUAGAUAAGAUGGACAUAGUAACAUUAACUUCUCCUUCAACUUUAAAAAUGUUGAUCGUUGCCAAUCAUGGGUUUCUGCAUGUUUUUCUUGACACUUUACUGCUUCCAGCUACAUUGACAUAUUUGAAACUUGUCAAUGUAGUCUAUAAUGAUGAUGAUGGAUAUUUUCAUUUGGGUGAGAAUUUGCAAUAUGUUCACAUUGAGUCAUUUAAGCUUGCAUUUGAUAGAAACUUCAGAAUCCCACAUAAGGUUGAAUUCUUUUUGGUUGAGGCUUUUGAUUUAUACUUUGACAGUCUGGAUUUUAUGUAUCAUUUGCCAAAUAGUCUUAUAUAUCUAACCUUGCUUGCCCACGAGGGAGGAGAGAUGCACCUUACCAAUCAAAGAAUUAAAUGGCCCUCAAUGGUAGACAGUAUUGUUCUAGAUGGGUUUAAUAUUGAUUAUCGUACAUUAAUAUCAUUGAACUUCAACGAAUCUAGACUUGAAACGAUUAGAAUUUGUGGAGGUAAUAUUAAGAAAUUAGAUGUUGAUCUUUUCCCGGUCAGUGUUAAAGAUCUUGCUUUAAUGGACAUGGGAAUUCAAGAAUUGCCUGCUUCAUUUGAGAAGUUAGAGAACUUACACAGAUUGUGUUUAGCAAAAAAUCGAUUAAAAAAAGUGAAUUCUGUUAAGUUACCGAUAUCGUCAUUGCGGGUCUUAGUUCUACGUAAAUGUGAUCUUCGUUUGAUAUCACCAUUUUUAGUUUCAAUGGUCGAGGAGGAGAAUAGGGAUGCAAAGCUAAAGGUAGAAGCUACAGGAAAUUCGAACAUUAAUGUUAUUGAUGUGAGGAAACUGUUGAAAGCAAUAAAAGGGCUCUCGUUAGAUAUAAACUGUGUUGAUGAAGCCUUGAAUAGAAUCUCUGACAACUCUACUCGUUUCAGCUGCUCAUCUAGGUUGCCUGAUCCGUAUUCUGAAGAAUCCGGAUUCUCUGAAACAGAAGAAGUGGUGGUCUCUGACUAUGAUUCAGAUGGCCUUUACAAUGGAAGCGUGUUUAGUCCGGAUGAGGACGAUAGUGAUGACGAUGAUGAUGAUGACGACGACGAUGAUGACGAUGAUAAUGAUGACGAUGAUGAAGAUCAUAAAAGACGAAGAAUCUGUUGA
Molecule: messenger RNA, 2136 nt
Organism: Candida albicans SC5314
Lineage: Eukaryota; Fungi; Ascomycota; Pichiomycetes; Serinales; Debaryomycetaceae
Gene: FGR38
Product: Fgr38p
Exons: 1
Coding region: 1-2136 (711 amino acids)
Source: RefSeq, a predicted model, not a curated record